AUGUCCUCUUUCUCUCUCCCAGGCAUGCCCAGUUUCAUCAAGUCUCCAGACGACCAGACAGGUAUUUCGGGAGGCGUGGCGUCCUUCGUAUGCCAGGCGGUGGGUGAUCCCAAGCCACGCAUCACCUGGAUGAAGAAGGGCAAGAAAGUCAGCUCUCAGCGCUUUGAGGUCUACUAUUGUAUUUUAUUUAUUUAUUUGACAAAGAUGAUGUACAACAGAUAUUUCACCAGAUUUUAGCUACAUAGCUAAUCCUCACCCAUAAACGAGAAUGGAUUAGCUUGCCCGUACAGAGAAGGUUGAGAAACACUGUAGGAAGCCCAAGCAGACAUACUAUACCUUUCCUAAUUACAUUACCAGAUUCAUUCAUAUCCACAUCCUUGUUUCAAAGCAGCACUCAACCACAUGGAGUCUGUCUGUCUGUUUCAGUUGUCAGUUCAGUGACCACCUCCCUCUCUCGCUCUGUCUGCCUUUUUUUCCACCAAAGAAGCACCUGAAGCAAUCCGAAGGUACGCCACCCUGCUCAGACAAGGCUGACAGGCAGACAGACAGACAAACAAACAAACAAACAGACUGGCAGAGAGAUAGACCAGCAGGCAUGUGCACAGAUCGGGCUCAACCAGUGCUCGAGUACCUGCCCUUUUGCCCUCCUAUCAGCUCUGUGGAUUACUUUCUUUUAUUUAUAGUUUCUUUAAAAAUAUACAUUACCAGUCAAGUUUGGACACACCUACUCAUUCAAGGGUUUUUCUUUAUUUUUACUAUUUUCUACAUUGUAGAAUAAUAGUGAAGACAUCAAAACUAUGAAAUAACACAUCAUAUAGUGACCAAAAAAGUGUUAAACAAAUCUAAAUAUAUUUUAUAUUUGAGAUUCUUCAAAUAGCCACCCUUUGCCUUGAUGACAGCUUUGCACACUCUUGGAAUUAUCUCAACCAGCUUCAUGAAGUAGUCACCUGGAAUAUAUUUCAAUUAACAGGUGUGCCUUCUUAAAGGUUCAUUUGUGGAAUUUAUUUCCUUCUUAAUGUGUUUGAGCCAAUCAGUUGUGUUGUGACAUGGUAGGGGGGUAUACAGAAGAUAGCCUUGUUUGGUAAAAGACCAAGACCAUAUUAUGGCAAGGACAGCUCAAAUAAGCAAAGAGAAACGACAGUCCAUCAUUUACUUUAAGACAUGCUUCAUAGAGUUCAAGUCACAGACACAUCUCAACAUCAACUGUUCAGAGUGGACUGUGUGAAUCAGGCCUUCAUGGUCGAAUUGCUGCAAAGAAACCACUACUAAAGGACACCAAUAAGAAUAAGAGACGUGCUUGGGCCAAGAAACACGAGCAAUGGACAUUAGACCGGUGGAACGUUGUCCUUUGGUCUGGGUGAACGAAUGAUCUCCGCAUGUGUAGUUACCACCGUAAAGCAUGGAGGAGGAGGUGUUAUUGUGUGGGGGUGCUUUGCUGGUGACACUGUCUGUCAUUUAUUUAGAGUUCAAGGCACACUUAACCAGCAUUGUUACCACAGCAUUCUGCAGCAAUACGCCAUCCCAUCUGGUUUGGGCUUAGUGGGACUAUCAUUUGUUUUUCAACAGAACAAUGACCCAACACACCUCCAGGCUGUGUAAGGGCAAUUUUACCAAGAGGGAGGGUGAUGGAAUGCAGCAUCCGAAGACCUGGCCUCCACAAUCCCCCGACCUCAACCCAAUUGAGACGGUUUGGGAUGAGUCGGACGGCAGAGUGAAGGAAAAGAAGCCAACAAGUACUCAGCAUAUUUGGGAACUCCUUCAAGACCUUUGGAAAGCAUUCCAGGUGAAGCUGGUUGUGAGAAUGCCAAGAGUGUGCAAAGCUGUCAUCAAGGCAAAUGGUGGCUAUUUGAAGAAUCUCAAAUAUAAAAUAUAUUUUGAUUUGUUUAACACUUAUUUGGUUACUACAUGAUUCCAUAUGUGUUAUUUCGUUGUUUUGAUGUCUUCACUAUUAUUAUACAAUGUAGAAAAUAGUAAAAACAAAAGAAAAACUUUUGAAUGAGUAGGCGUGUCCAAACUUUUGACUGCUACUGUAUAUUUUAAAUGUAAUGAAUUGGACAUCAAACUAUCUCAUUUCAUGUAUCUUGAAUCCCGAUUUCACUCAUCUUGUCUCUAGUUAGUAGCCUACUAGGAGUCACUGGCACUAGCUUGCUUACAAUGAGUGAUGAAUGUGCUGUUGCAGAAAAUAAAUAGGCCAAUGCAACAAAAUACUAAUCUAAAUGUUCUGAUACAUAAACAGUUUAUAUAUUAUGAAUUUGGAGUUAUGAAUAAUGGGACCAAGGGAAUAGCCCCUUCAGUGAAAACCCAGCCUAUCUGGUACUCUAGGCAGGCUCAAGUGAAUGCUCAAAGUGAUCAAAAAAUGUCAGAUACUAUUUGAACCCAGGUGUGCUCCACUGAUACAGAUCCAGUCAUUCGAGUAAAGAAUGUUCUGGAAUGUUCAGGAAUGUUCUCUUCCUGUGAUGUGGAUGUUUGGGUCAGCCACUUCCCACCUCAGCGGAAGGACGUUUAGGAGACCUCUGACCUCUAAUUCUUUACCCCCCCCCCCCCCCCCCCCCCCCCCCUAAAAGCUGGCUUCCUGAAAUACCUGUGUCCACUCAGGCUCAUAAUUUCAUACAACAGAUGAUUUCUCUCUAAUUGGGUGAUUAUAUUAGAUCAGACUUACUUACUCCUCUUUGCUCCCUGCCUGUGGAGCAUAGGGCAGCAGCAAGGUCAUGCAAUGCCGGUUGGUCCUUUGGAAUUGAGAUCAGAAUAGAGUAGUCUCUAUUUGAGAUGGCUUAAUAGUACUGAUGGAGUUUGAGUUUGGUCAAGUUUGCCUUUUCUGUCUGCUUGUGCAGACUGGGUAGAAUUGGAGCAUACACUGUACUCUUGUUAUAAACCCAGUUCCUCAGUCCCUCCUAGCUAAAUAGUAACUAGCAGUUAUCUUACCCCUGUAUUAGUCCCCCUGCCAGUGAUCAAACCAGGAGUGUUCCCUGGGCUCAGUGGGCUCUACAGUGCUCUGGUGGUCCUGUACGUGUUGAUGAAAUAGCGAUCAAAGGGAUGCCCGUGCUAAAAUUACUGUUUAAAUCAGUUUAGAUUUGAAUAUUAGUCACAGGAUGAUCAUGGGUCUGAUUGUAAUGCCUUUUAUCUCCUCUCCCCAUCCAUGUGUUCAGGUGAUAGAGUUUGAUGACGGCUCAGGGUCCGUCCUGCGUAUCCAGCCCCUGAGGACCCACAGGGACGAGGCCAUCUAUGAGUGUACCGCCAUCAACAGUGUGGGAGAGAUCAACACCAGCGCCAAACUCACCGUCCUGGAAGGUACGAUACACCUCUCUCACUCCUUUUCUCUGUCUCUCUCUUGA
Molecule: messenger RNA, 3332 nt
Organism: Coregonus sp. 'balchen'
Lineage: Eukaryota; Metazoa; Chordata; Actinopteri; Salmoniformes; Salmonidae
Source: the annotation of a GenBank genome assembly